AUGAGUAAGAUAACUUUCUACGAGGACAGCAACUUCCAGGGGCGCUCUUAUGAGUGCGAUGCAGACUGCGCUGACAUGCACCCCCAUUUCAGCCGCUGUAACUCCAUCAAGGUAGAUAGCGGCUGCUGGGUGCUGUAUGAGCGUCCCAACUACACAGGCUAUCAGUACGUGCUGACCAGAGGGGAGUACCCAGAGUACCAGCACUGGAUGGGAUACAAUGACAGCAUCCGCUCCUGCCGUACCUUCUCCUAUACUAGCGGAGGCCCAUACCGCAUGCGCAUCUAUGAACGCCCCAACUUCCAGGGCCAGACGAUGGAGUUCGCUGAGGACUGUGAGUCUGUCCAGGAACGCUUCCGCAGCCGUGACGUCUACUCCUGUAAUGUUCUGGAGGGCUACUGGACCCUCUACGAACACCCCAACUACCGCGGCCGCCAGUACUUCAUGAGGCCUGGAGAGUACAGGAAGUUUAGUGACUGGGGCGCCACAUGCGCCACCACUGGCUCCUUCCGUAGGAUCACCGAGUUUUAG
Molecule: messenger RNA, 528 nt
Organism: Salvelinus namaycush (lake trout)
Lineage: Eukaryota; Metazoa; Chordata; Actinopteri; Salmoniformes; Salmonidae
Product: gamma-crystallin M2-like
Exons: 3
Coding region: 1-528 (175 amino acids)
Biological process (GO): lens development in camera-type eye; visual perception
Molecular function (GO): structural constituent of eye lens
Source: RefSeq, a predicted model, not a curated record